Molecule: messenger RNA, 1680 nt
Organism: Lycium barbarum (goji berry)
Lineage: Eukaryota; Viridiplantae; Streptophyta; Magnoliopsida; Solanales; Solanaceae
Product: nucleoside diphosphate kinase 3-like
Exons: 7
Coding region: 82-789 (235 amino acids)
Biological process (GO): GTP biosynthetic process; UTP biosynthetic process; CTP biosynthetic process
Molecular function (GO): nucleoside diphosphate kinase activity
Source: RefSeq, a predicted model, not a curated record
UUCAAAAGAGAGUGCAUUAGAUUUGUGUUUCUAUUUCUUUAUCUUUUUACGUAUUGAAUCUGUGUUUUGUUGUUUGAAGAUAUGAAUUCUCAGAUUUGCAGAUGUGCUUCACGAGCUACCAAGUCCUUGUUAUCUGCUUAUUCUAAGCAGAAUUCUCGUGGGGGACGAGCAGCGGCUGCAGCAGCCACAGUUUCUUUGAGAAGUGUUGUGCCUUCUCUAGUUUCAUAUGGCAGGACUGAGUCCCGGAAUUCGUCUACAAGUUGGAUUUCAGGAAUCCUCGCCCUUCCUGCAGCAGCUUAUAUGCUCCAGGAGCAAGAAGCACAUGCUGCCGAGAUGGAGCGCACCUUCAUCGCCAUAAAGCCAGAUGGAGUGCAAAGGGGCUUGAUUUCAGAGAUACUAUCACGCUUUGAGCGCAAGGGUUUCAAGCUGGUCGCGAUCAAAAUUGUGGUUCCGUCUAAGGAUUUUGCCGGAAAGCAUUAUCAUGACCUGAAAGAGAGACCAUUUUUUAAUGGCCUAUGUGAUUUCCUCAGCUCCGGCCCCGUCGUAGCAAUGGUUUGGGAAGGCGAGGGAGUGAUUAAAUAUGGACGGAAGCUUAUCGGAGCUACAGAUCCUCAAAAAUCAGAACCUGGAACAAUUAGAGGGGACCUAGCUGUUGUAGUCGGAAGGAACAUUAUCCACGGGAGCGAUGGACCUGAGACUGCCAAGGAUGAGAUCAAACUAUGGUUCAAACCAGAAGAGUUGGUUAGAUACACAAGUAAUGACGAGAAGUGGAUAUACGGUGUGAACUGAAGAAAAGUGGUUAUUCUUAAUUUAAACUGCGAUUAACUCCACAUGAAGACUGGGACACUAGUGAUUAUCUGAAUAAAUCUGAUGACCAUUUUCCUUAGGCUUGUAGGGACAUAACCUUUAACAAACCGUUACUUAGAUUGUUCAAUAAUCAAAUGUAAUGAAAAAUUGCUGAGCCUUGUCAAUUGCAUUUUUCUUUUUAGUGCGCCCGCCGAGUUUUAUUUAUUUAUUUUGGGGAUGGGGAGCCAAUGUCACCAAUUUAACUUGCAGUCUUGGAUCUUUGAAUAGACAGAGAGAGAGAGAGAGAUUCUCUUCCUCCUGCUCAAGACCGUAUUCGUUAAAAGAGAUGGCAAUGACUUUCUUCCCACCAGGAAAUCGUAGUAAGCCGGGAAGAUUAGGUGCAACUCUUGAUGCUAGGGGGUCGGGCUUUCCUAUAGUAGUUCCGCUGCGGCCUCUGAACGACCGUCCCAUCUCAUCUUGAUUUGGCCAUCUCUAAAUAUCCCUGCUGCUACGUUCAUUUGGUCGAGCAAGGUCUCUCACUCCUAGCGUGCUAAGCUGACUUAGUAAACAGAUUCGCUAGUUGGGCCAAAUGACGCUCUUUCAAUUAUCCGAAAAUUUGCCGGGUUCAGUUCUGACUAUAACUACAACCUAUCUCAUAGUUGGCCGUCAAUUUGACCUGAUCCAUCACGCUUUGGACAAUGGCCUCUUUUUAUUUUUUAAUUCUUUUUUUUUUUUUACUUUUACGCCCCCACGCCCACCAACAAAAGAAAUACAAGCUCUAAGCUUUUGGGGCAAAAUAACCGGAAUAACUGUGCUAGCAGCUCAUUUAAAUGGUGAAUAUUUAUUCGCACUCGAUGUUUACACCAAAUCAAUGAAUGCAAGAUAUUUGUCUUU